Molecule: messenger RNA, 3372 nt
Organism: Plenodomus lingam JN3
Lineage: Eukaryota; Fungi; Ascomycota; Dothideomycetes; Pleosporales; Leptosphaeriaceae
Source: RefSeq, a predicted model, not a curated record
AUGAACGUCGCGUUCGAGGAGCUCGAGCGAACGGUGACUCCAGCAGAUUCAGGGGCCUUCCGCUCAGUAGAAGUUGAGCAUGUUCGAAUCGAAGCCCUCGACAUAGAGAAGCAAUUAGCCGUACGACAAGCACUCUGCAACAUGCGUCGUCUGGAGCCUUUGCUAAGAGGCUUAGAGCACUACGCUAGAGUCGUCGAUGUUCUUUGCAAUGGCACACCGUUUCUGCCCUGGAUAUGGGCACCAAUAACAUUGAUCCUGAGAGUGGCCUCGGAGUAUAUGGAGAGCUUCCAGCAGAUUAUGAAAGGAUAUAGUAGGAUCGCAGAUGCACUCGGUCGAUUCAAAAUCCUCAGCGACACAUUCAUUGCUGAACCUGGAUUCCAGCAGAUACUCGCUGUCUUUUAUGCAGAUAUUCUCCAAUACCACAUUCAUGCGUACCGAUUCGUCCGACGUCCGGGGUGGAAACUUCUGUUCCUGACGUCAUGGGGUCGCUUUCAGAGGCGCUUCGACAACAUACUCCAAGAUCUGGAGUAUCAUGGACAGCUUGUUGACCAGGAGGCCAAUGCUCUCAGCAUCGCCGCUAUGGCUGAUUUGCGUCAGCAGCAUACUGAUUGGAGAGAAAAGAGCCUUCAUGGUAUCAUUCUAGCAGAGAAGCAGCAAGCUGUUAGGGAGUAUACAUCUAUACUCUCCUGGCUCAAAGUCGAUGAGUCAGAACAGGGUCAAAUUAUUGAAGCGAUAUCCGAUGAAGAAGCGAAGUUUCCAGGGACGUGUUCAUGGCUAAGCAAGGACAUGAAAAUCAAACUUUGGUUAAGAGCCAAACCCGAACAGCCCUUUCUGUGGCUACAGGGAAAUCCAGGCUGUGGAAAAAGCGUAAUUGCAGCCAAGCUCGUAUAUUUCCUGCAAUUGACAGCAGUGAAAGCGCCAUCCACGAAUCGUGUCAUUUGUCAUUUCUGCACCUAUACUUUCCCAUCGUCGACAAGAUACGAGGGAGUUCUUAAAUCGAUUAUCCGACAACUCCUACUGAAUAGUGAUGAGCUCACUGCACAUGUCUACCAGGAGUGCAUCGUGGGUAAGAAACAGGCCAGUACAAUCUUUUUGGAGAGACUCAUUUUGACGCUCAUUACCGCCCUGUCGGACGAACCACAUGAGCCGUUGUGGAUUUGGAUCAUUAUCGAUGGGAUCAAUGAGUGUGAAAACGAAAAGCAGGCGCGUCUGGUCAGCCUGAUGAACCAGAUAUCAUCUCUCCCUGCAUCCAAUCAUGGAGUGACCUGCAAGGUGCUCCUUACAACAAGGCCAUCACCGAACGUCAGAGGUUUCCUCAAAACCAAAAGAAAGCAGGUAAUCUACCUUAGUGACGAACAAAGUCCGCUCCUCUCCGCAAUUCGGCUGUAUGUCUCUCGGAGACUAGAUUCUAUGCAUGUAAAGUUGCAGCAAUUAGAGCUCGAGGCGCAUGAAAUUGAGGCUAUGGAGGAACUAGUCUCCCAAAAAGCCAGCGGUAUGUUUUUGUAUGCUCGUCUGGUGCUUGAUUAUAUCAAUGCGAACAUCUUCUUCACUGGCGAUGAGCUGAGAGAUGCGAUCAAUCAGCUACCUGCGACAUUGAACGAGUUCUACCAGAAGCUGUUAUAUCAGAUCCUUGCUCGCUUGAACGAACAGUCUCAAGAAAGAGUGAGAUGCAUCUUUGGGUGGAUAGCGUUCGCCAAAAGACCACUGAAAAAGCUCGAGUUUCUUUCUGCACUAUCUUUCACCUCCGGUAAUUACAAUCUGACCAGACUAGUACCAAGAUACGUGGUCGAAGAUAUUUGCAGCUCUCUUGUUGAAGAAAGACGAGAUGGUUCUUUGACAUUCAUUCAUGUGUCAGUGAAACAUUUCCUCCAAACGUCAUCAAGCGCGAUAAUCUUGCGAGAAGAGGAAUCGCUGAAUGAACAUGGAAUUGCGGCCGUCAGUUGCCUCCUCUCCGGCCUCCAAGUCAUGAACGAGUCGUACGACGAACAAAAGAAAAUGUUGCGCUUCGUCAAAGGGAUUCAUGGCUUUCAUGUCUAUGCCACAGAAUAUUGGACUGAGUACCUGCUCGCGAAUGCGAGGACUACGGGCGGUCUCAAGAAAGGACUCGUGGAAGUAGCCACUCGUCUCGCCGAUGUACUUGACAAACUUGAAGAUACGAGCCCUCUCGGAUUUCCAUUGCCAAAGGCUACUAUUGAUAUUAAAGAUGAUCGUUUGGCUCUGCUUGAAGGGUACGGGUCUUUGCGCAAGCAUAUGGAGAGAUCACUUUUCGCUCGGUCCAAACAACGCUUUGAGUCCGAGCUUCAGGCAACAACUGGGCCUGCUAGUGGUGUACCAAAGACCUUCGUUCAUCAGGACGGAAUCUCCGCUGCAUUGGACCUCUACCAGAAAACCGUAGAAACGAUUCUCGGACAGGACUCAUGUCCAGGGGCGUCCGCCAAAGAGCUCGAGCUAUUUAAGAGCCAAUUUCGAACGUCUGCGUAUACGUGCCGACUAAGAUCUUGUCCGCGCGCUACCAUAGGCUUCAAAAACCAGCAGUUGCGCCAGGAGCAUGAGGUAUGUCAUGCUGGAGGCUUUCGCUGCAGCUUCGCAGGAUGUCAGUAUCCACCAUAUCGCAACCAAAGAAGUCUCUCUGCCCACGUAGCUUCUGUGCAUGAAUCAGCGAUCAAGUUGCCUAGGCGCACUAUACGAAAAUCAGGAAAUUUCAGACUCAAGGUUAAGUCCUCCAUUACAGGGCAUGAGGGCAAUCCAAGGGCAAUGUUUGAGCCAGACCAAGUAUCUGCCGUCCCCGAACCGACGCCCCUGGAAAAACAAAUUAUAUCAGGGGAACCCCGGGUCGAUGAGAGGGUUCUCGACACUGGAUCUGAUUCUGACGUCGGCAUCGGCUAUGUCGAUAUCGUUAUGGACAAGAUCAUCGGAGGCACAGGCAUAAGCAUGGACCCGGCACUCGCCAACCGAGUGAACGCGAGCCUGUUCCAGAAUAUGAACGCUAUGUGCAGCCUUGCCGAGAUUGCCGAUAAUCUUAGAGACGGUUCAGCCGAAGCGUUGACUCCAGAGUUGAUCAUAACAAAGAUCUGGUCAAACUGCCAUCCAGAACUUGCCCAAGAGCUGAGGCAAUUCAUAUGUGGGCAGAACGUUGCCUCAGAGGAAGCGAAUCAAGUCUCUCGACAUUGUUCAUGUCACGAGAAAGACACUGAAGACAUGAUAGUAUGUUACAACGCUACAUGUCCACGUGGAUGGUUUCAUCUUUCGUGUGUAAAUAGGGUCAUCACACCAGUACAAGGUGAGACGUGGUUUUGCAGCAUAGCCUGCGAAAAAGCAGAAAAGGCACGAGAGAAAGAUGAUGAAGAUGCAUCGGAUUCGGAUUACUAUUAG